CGAAGGACGCGCCAGUUCGAGAAAAAGCGCGCCUGAGACUUUACAAAUAACGAUUUGCGACCUGUUUUCGCUGUAGUGUGCAUCGAGAGCGGACCGAAGAUGAAGGCAAUCGCACUUGCUCUAGUUUUCGUCUUUGCGGUGAUCGCCGCGACCAGCGCCUUCCCGAGGACACCUUCUGAUACAGAAUUGGUUUUUGUGCCUCUCGAAUCGAGGGCUGGCGUAACGGAGAGUGUGGAAGAUGUUGAUGACUCUAGUGAUGAUGAUGAUGAUUUCAUCUUCCCAUUUGGAGGCUUCUUUGGAUUCUCCAGCUUCAUGCAAGAUUUCAUGAGGAGAAUCACUGAUGUUCUGAAGGGCCUUCCAGAUGGAGCAUUCAAUUUUGGCAAGGAGGGUAACACCACAUCAACCACUAAGGUUGUCGGAGGUCACGUCAUUACUGUCAACGAGACUGUUUACAAAAAUGAUGAUGACACAGGAGUCUACAAAAUUCAGGUGAUUGAAGUAAAGCCAACAGAAGGGGCUAUUGAUUCAGAGCAGAACCCAACUGAAACAUCUGAUUCUGCCUCACCUGAGCAAGUCAGUGAAAAUGACAAUGAAAUCCCUAAGGGAAAGACUGAAGACGUAGCCGAGAGAUUUGACAGAAGCUACUCUGAGAACACAGAACUACUUGAGUCUCCUGAAUAUUAUUCUUCUGUUUUUUAUGACAACUUGGACAAUACCAUAGAUGCUGGAAGAUAUGUCGAUCUCAGUCGUGAUACUUACGUCAACGCAGUGCUCAGUGAUCAAGCAGUAAAAGGUGGAAUGGUCAUGAUUGACCCUGAUGCAGAAUUAAUUGAUGUCAACACCGGUGAAGUAAUAGAUUUCUCAGGCUUACAGAACACCAUCAACGAAAAAUUCAAAUGACAAAGCAGAUUAGUGUUGACUAUCACCAAAGAUUAUUCAUGACAAUAAUUUGUGGCAUAACAUCUGACAGAAAGGACUGUUAAUGCAACUUGCCAUGAGGACUGAGAAUGCUACAUGUCUCUUGCCAAUAUGUGAAGACGAAGAUUGAAAUUAAUUUAUUUAUUGAAUCCAUGCAACGUAACUCAGGAUAAAUGUUUUGUACAAAGUGAGUGUGUUUUGUUGUAUGUGUGUGCGAGUGUGUAAUACAAUUUUUUGAAAUACAAUUAUUUAUGUGUAUGUAUGUGAAAAGAGAAAAAAGUUUGUUAAUUUUUUAAAUUAUUGUAAUUAAAUUUUUAAUUGGAAAUCUUACAUGAAAUUCUUUAUGUCAGUAAAUGAGUUAGUUUAAACAGGUAACUAUCACACUGUCUGUGUACUGCACUUCUUGCAACCAUACAACUUUUUAUUCUGGAUGCUCUUGGUUCCUCAUCAUAACACAGCAUGGGUAUUCUGGCACAUUCUGUGAGAACUAAGUUUGCCUUCUUGUGUUUUCAAGCUGUAAUGUAUUGAUAGUGCCCAACUUUUAACAUCAGUCAUACUUCAACUGCGAGGGUAGGCUAAUCAUUAGAUUCUUAAUGCACACAGGCCAAAGAAUAUUUGGAUGAACAACAAACAUCUUGUAACAUACGCAGUUUGAUAGUCAGUCAGAAGAUUUGUUUAUGUUCAGGAAAGAAAUUUUCCACUCAUGCUUAAAUGAUUUCCAUCAAGCUGACUGAAUUUUUAACUUGUUAGAAGCAAUUUUUUGGAACUGUGAAAAAGUAAAUGUUAGUGCUGAAGUAUAAUGAAAGAGAUGAAUAAUUGACAAUUCAUGUCACAUCAUGUACAUAUGAAAUCCUGAUUAGGUAACACAUUACAACAGACACAAGGAAUACAUAUGAAACAUAAAUGUACACAGAAAUAUUGGUGUACUGUCCAUUACUCUGCUUUCAUGACAUUGCAUGAAAACACUGGCUUGCACAGUGCUUAGAUGACUGGAACUUUACAAGAAAGUUACCAACAACAGAGAAUUAUCAACAUUUUGAAAACCUUGUCAUCAUUUAAAUGUCAUGUAGUGAUCUUAAUUUCUACCUUGGGAAUGAUAUUUCAUAUGGCUUUCAAUUUGCUAUAAUUACACAAAGUUUCAUGAGAUGCUAUUGUCCUUAGCAGCUCUUAUAAAUAUAGUACAAUAGUCCUUACUGAAAACUUAUUCCUAUUUCACCGGUUUUUACACUUUCUUAUUAAUUUCUUCUUAUUUGGUCAUAUGUUUUCCUGCAAUUUUGAAGUAUUUGAUCAGAAAGAAAACCAGCUGUUGCUUCUUUUGUGCUAUCCAUUCUUGAUUAGUGUAAGGUAAAUUUUGUUUUCCAAAUAACAUUCUGUGUAAUGAAUCUGAAACUAUUUGUACACUAGUUUCCUGCUUUUCCAGCUGUAUACAAUUAAAGGUUUGAUUCUAGA
Molecule: messenger RNA, 2367 nt
Organism: Schistocerca cancellata (South American locust)
Lineage: Eukaryota; Metazoa; Arthropoda; Insecta; Orthoptera; Acrididae
Product: icarapin-like
Exons: 5
Coding region: 100-900 (266 amino acids)
Source: RefSeq, a predicted model, not a curated record